Linum tenue is the source of this 294-nucleotide messenger RNA. Lineage: Eukaryota; Viridiplantae; Streptophyta; Magnoliopsida; Malpighiales; Linaceae. The record is from the annotation of a GenBank genome assembly.
AUGGCUUCCAAAACUCCCCUCCUCGCUUUCCUCAUCCUGCUCAUUGUAUCCUGCAGUCAAGUGCUUGCAGGGCGCCCUGUCAAGGAAGACGCGAAGCAGCCCAACUUCUUCCAAUCUGACAACUUGACUGUUCGGGGGAUCGGAAGAGUGUUGCCUCCAAGGUUCCGCAUUCCUUCUUUCAGGCCGUACACUGCUCCCCGCAAGUACAUUCCAGGCGCUGAUGACACAUUUGUGCCGAACCCCGGAUUUGAGGUCCCAUUGCCUCAAAGGGGUCCUGCUGCUGCUCGCCCUUGA